AUGCAGGUCAAGAGCAGAGCCAAGCCUGCAAAAAAAGUCAAAGAUGGAAACACGGAGAAGACCCCAGCCUAUGAGCCAAAUAUACCUGAACCCAAAUGCAGAGCUGAUCUAAUCAAACACUGGCUCAACAUUUCCCUGGAUGACAAGACAGCCAAUAAGAUGCUGUGGAUCACAGAGGGCGGUGUAAAAGUGGCCCGAAUGACUGAUGACAUCACUUGUCCUGUCUUGGAUAGACCAGAGAGAUAUGAGUAUGCUCCACAGGUCCUCUGCAAUGAAGGCAUCCUGGGCUUCCGAGGCUACUGGGAGGUGGAGUUUUCAGGAUGGGUUGUAGUCGGAGUCGCGUAUGAAAGAGCAGGAAGGAGGAACAGUGACGGAUCCUGUGGCCUGGGAGAGAACGAGGAGUCCUGGGGUCUCGGCUGGAGUGGUUCCAGCUAUUACGCCUGGCACAAAGGCAACAGUGUAGAGAUCAAGGAGAUCCCUCAGUGCUCUAUAAUUGGUGUAUACCUUGACCAGCCUGCUGGUAUCCUUAAUUUCUAUGCUGUGGAGGAAGUGAAGGAUGGAGAGGAGGGUGCAGGAGGGAAGGAAGUUAAACUUUUGCAGCAAGUUAGGAGCUCCUUUAAGGAGAAAAUGAUACCAGGUUUCUGGAUGGGGACACAGUCUAACUGUUUGAUUGUAAAGAAAGAGGAAACUGUAUCUACAAGUCAGUGA
Messenger RNA from Seriola dumerili (greater amberjack), 708 nucleotides. Its product is annotated as stonustoxin subunit beta-like. NCBI's taxonomy places the organism in Eukaryota, Metazoa, Chordata, Actinopteri, Carangiformes, Carangidae. Gene Ontology annotation, molecular function: protein binding. The record is from RefSeq and is a predicted model, not a curated record. The transcript is spliced from 5 exons. The coding region runs from base 1 to 708 and encodes 235 amino acids.